AUGGCUAAGCUCAUCACCCAGCUCCCAGAGGGCUGGAGAGCGGGCCCAAACUGGGAAGAGAUUAAUAUACUUCUGCUGAACGUAGCAUGGGUGUUGAUAGUGUGGAGGACAGCAGCGACGGUUAAAAGCAGGAUACACCAAUGGACAAAGAAAAAAGUGGAACGACUGUCUGCAGAAAGAAAUACUGCUCUUAACAAGAUCUCAGACCUGAAUAAAAAAAAAGAGGACAUUGAAGACCAUCUGAAGAGGAUUAAAAGAACUGUGACCACCAUAAUAACUGACAACAAGCUUCUUAAGGCUUCUUGCAAGGCCUAUGAAGAUACAACUUUGAAAUCGGCUAAGGUGAACCGCAGACUAAAACAGAAGGUGAAAAACUUAGAAAAAGAGGCAGAAAUAAUCAACAACACGCUGAAGAUGACUGCCAAACUGCUUCAGCGGAGGGAGGGCAGUCUACAGCAGAAACUGGCUCAGGAGCAGAUUCUUCACCAGGAGACAGAGACCAACUUGAACUCCAAGCUUAAGGCCUUCCAACAGGACAUAAUUCAAAUGACCAUGGAGCGAGAAAAGACAGAAAAUUCACACAAGAUCCAGGUGAAUAAGUCCAGCUAA
Molecule: messenger RNA, 609 nt
Organism: Anguilla anguilla (European eel)
Lineage: Eukaryota; Metazoa; Chordata; Actinopteri; Anguilliformes; Anguillidae
Exons: 7
Coding region: 1-609 (202 amino acids)
Source: RefSeq, a predicted model, not a curated record